CCUUGUCUAUUGGCCUGUUCCAUCGCUGAAUCUGUGAAACUUACAAGCAACUAGCAAUUGACACUAUGCUCGUUGCGAGGUCCCACAUGGUCGCGCGGCGGACGCGCUCGCAGGUCCAGGUGCAAGCUUCUUCUGCCAAGGCGGCCAUGAAGAUCGUGGUGCAGCGCAACCCAGCCGAGGACGUGCUCAAGGCCAAGGGCGUGCGCAGCUGGCCGACUUGGGGCUGCGGCGUGUCAAAGUUCCCUUGGACGUAUCAGGAGAACGAGACCUGCUAUGUGCUGGAGGGCGACGUCAUUGUGACCCCCAACGGCGGCGAGCCAGUGCAGAUCAAGGCCGGUGACAUGGCGACCUUCCCUGCGGGCAUGUCGUGCACCUGGGACGUCAAGGCGCCCAUCAACAAGCACUACAACUUUCAUUGAGGCGACGGCGCCACACAGGAGUGAGCGCAAUGAUGCAUAUGACGCGUUUGAGGGGCGUGCCUCGCCUGGCCUUGCUUGCUGCUGUGUGGGUUUCUUCCGCGAGUAUGUUGUAUGCACACAUUGUGAGGAGCACGUGAAUUGCGGGCGACAGCGCAGUGUAGGUCGCGGGCGAGCGCGUGAGUGCCAAGGGUGUUGCAGCGUGUCGAGCGGGUACGUCGUGGUAGGUCCGAGGAGUCAUGUGCGCUCAGGGUACAGCGCCUGUGUACAGCUCAUGCUCCCGUCUACUUGCUUACCUAGCACGAAUCAGUUUGUGUUUCUUCGGGUUAUUGAAUAAUUCAGAAAGCGUUCGCAGAAUGGCUCGCAGAGAACGGAAAGCGCACGAGGGCGCACGGCACCGUUGGACGCUUGGACUCCUGAGCGAAGGGCGCAUCUUGCGCGAAACCUAUGCACCUUGUAUGAUUUUAUAUCUUAGUAGGGUGCGCUCGCAGUUCAAGUGUAUGAGUAGCGGCGCUUGUUGACGACGACUCCGAAGCUGCGUUGGCGCUUGCCGAAUGGCAACAACACCGCAUUGCACUGUAUUUCACGUGGCUCUUCAGAUACUACUUGAGUCAUAUAGUUGAAUCUCGCAUAUACA
Messenger RNA from Chlamydomonas reinhardtii, 1053 nucleotides. RefSeq lists its product as uncharacterized. The coding region runs from base 87 to 419 and encodes 110 amino acids. Lineage: Eukaryota; Viridiplantae; Chlorophyta; Chlorophyceae; Chlamydomonadales; Chlamydomonadaceae. The record is from RefSeq and is a predicted model, not a curated record. The transcript has 7 exons.